Messenger RNA from Erpetoichthys calabaricus (reedfish), 1767 nucleotides. Its product is annotated as neuropeptide Y receptor type 6-like. Gene Ontology annotation, molecular function: neuropeptide Y receptor activity; neuropeptide binding. The transcript has 2 exons. The coding region runs from base 443 to 1579 and encodes 378 amino acids. Lineage: Eukaryota; Metazoa; Chordata; Cladistia; Polypteriformes; Polypteridae. The record is from RefSeq and is a predicted model, not a curated record. Gene Ontology annotation, cellular component: plasma membrane; neuron projection. Gene Ontology annotation, biological process: G protein-coupled receptor signaling pathway.
CUCCGCAUCGCGUCCGCCGCCUUUAUAGCCUCCUCUGCUGUCUGCACGGAGAGGCUGCUCAGCGCCCGUCUCUCUGGACUCGAUCGCCGUCGUUAAUUCCAGCACUCUUUGCCUCCUCUGACGUUAAAUGUCAAACUCUGAAGUAGCCCAAAAAUAAUUCAUGCAAGUAUAACGUUUCAUUUGUGUAUCCUUCAGCACGGGCUUGGCGGCUGCUGCGCUGCUCAUCCUUCACUUGCUGUCUUCGCUGAGACGCCUGUCUGUAUUUGGUGACCCAGAGGACAACAUGAAAGUAGCAGACAAGAUGAAAUCUGGAUACCCACUUAUCAGGGGCAAGCAGAAGGCCACCAAUUACUCCAGGUAAUCGUCUCACCGGUACCCCCUCCUCUGUUCCUCUCUGUAUCCGAACAGCACCAGAGUUCAAUGUUCAUUGAUGAUGUGAGGCAUGGCUGACCUCACGUGCAAUGGCAAUGGCAGCUUCUUCAACCAAAGUGAUAGGACACCUUUGAAUGGCAGCAGUAACACCAGGCCACACUUCUCAGACUACGACUGCCAGCCUUCCAUCUACAUUCUCUCUGUUUUGGUUGUGGCUUACAGUGUGGUGACCAUGGUGGGUCUCUUUGGAAACUUGUGCCUGGUCAUCAUCAUCAACCGGCAGAAGGAAACGCACAAUGUGACCAACAUUCUCAUUGCUAACCUCUCGCUGUCUGACGUGCUCAUCUGCCUGAUGUGCAUUCCUUUUACUGUGGUCUAUACGCUGAUGGACCACUGGAUCUUUGGAGAAACCAUGUGCAAAGUCAGCUCCUUCGUCCAGUGCUUGUCCGUGUCGGUGUCCAUCUUCUCUUUGGUCCUCAUUGCUGUUGAGCGAUACCAGCUGAUUGUUAACCCCAGGGGCUGGAAACCCAACAUAUCCCACGCCUACUGGGGCAUCGCCCUGAUUUGGCUUGUUUCAGCUGCUCUGUCCAUUCCAUUCCUCAUUUAUCACCACCUGACCGACGAGCCUUUUAAGAACCUCUCCACCCACUCGACCUUCUAUGGGGACAAAUACGCCUGCACAGACUCCUGGCCUUCAGAAGGGGACCGCUUGGGCUUCACCACCUGCUUGCUGGUCGUCCAGUACUUUGCUCCCUUGUGUUUCAUCUGCUUGUGCUACCUGAAAAUCUUUGUGUGCUUGAGGCGGAGAAGUGGCAUGGUGGACCGGCUGCGAGAGAACGAGACUAGAUUGAGUGAGAGCAAGCGCAUCAACAUGAUGCUUAUUUCCAUUGUAGUGGCCUUUGCGGUCUGCUGGCUUCCGCUCAACAUCUUCAACAUCAUUUUCGAUUGGAACCAUGAGGCCCUCCUCAACUGCCACCACAACUUGGUCUUCACCCUCUGUCACCUGGUGGCUAUGGUAUCCACCUGCAUCAACCCAAUCUUUUACGGCUUCCUCAAUAAAAACUUUCAGAAGGACCUCAACAUGAUGGUGCACAACUGCAAGUGUAGCUCUGAGCAGGAGGAGUAUGAGAACAUCGGCAUGUCCACCAUGCAGACCGACAUAUCCAAGGGAUCCUUGAAACUAAACAAUGGGCCUAUGAACACCUAAAGGAUUUGGUUUGUUCAUUAUUUUGGUUGAGUAACUUUUUGUGGAUCAUGUUUUCUCACUGUCUUUGAAGAUGUACAAAUGAUUCAUCUGAAAAGAGUACAACUUCUUGCCAGUGUAGCAAGUGGAUCAGCGCCUCGAUUUCUAUAGACACUCAUUACUGAGCAAACCUUAAGCUGCUUCAAUCAUUU